This is a messenger RNA of Mercurialis annua (annual mercury), 1141 nucleotides long. Its product is annotated as protein PELPK1-like. The transcript has a single exon. The record is from RefSeq and is a predicted model, not a curated record. Lineage: Eukaryota; Viridiplantae; Streptophyta; Magnoliopsida; Malpighiales; Euphorbiaceae. The coding region runs from base 68 to 910 and encodes 280 amino acids.
CACACAAAAUUUACAACAAAGAAACUUAAUUACCAAUUUCUCAAAAGCUCAAAUCCGUUUUCUGAAAAUGGUUUAUUUUCGCCUUUCGUCGUCAUUUUUUCUGCUAUUGAUCAUCACUUUAUCAAUUCAGGUUGAUGCUCGACAGCUUCUCGACACGAAAUUGCCAGAUGUACCUAAUCUUCCGAAACCUGAAGUUCCUACCUUACCGAAACCUGAACUGCCAGAGUUGCCAAAGCCAGAAGUGCCGAAAUUGCCCGAAUUACAGAAACCUGAAAUACCCAAAUUGCCUGAAUUUCCAAAGCCUGAACUACCUAAGUUACCUGAAUUGCCGAAGCCAGAAGUUCCAAAGGUUCCAGAAUUUCCAAAACCCGAACUACCCAAGUUACCUGAAUUGCAGAAACCUGAAGUUCCGAAGGUGCCAGAAUUGCCAAAACCUGAACUCCCCAAGGUUCCUGAAUUGCAAAAACCUGAAGUCCCAAAAUUGCCGGAAUUGCCAAAACCUGAAGUUCCAAAGGUGCCUUUAUCACAAAAUUCUGAAGUCUCAAAGGUGUCAGAAUUGCCAAAACCUGAAAUUCCCAAGAUUCCUGAACUUCCGAAACCUGAACUGCCCAAGAUUCCUGAACUGCCAAAACCUGAAUUCCCAAAGAUGCCUGAACUGCCAAAACCCGAACUCCCCGAGAUCCCUGAACUACCAAAACCUGAAGUCUCAAAGGUGCCUGAAUUGCCAAAACCUGAAAUUCCAAAAGUUCCAGAAUUGCCAAAACCCGAACUCCCCAAGCUUCCCGAGUUUCCGAAACCGGAACUCCCAUCUUUCCCACACUUUCCGGAGCUUCCAAAGCCGACAUUGCCUACCAUACCAAUUGCUCCAAAAGACAUCAAACCACCUCAGUCAACUACUACUACUCCUUAAAUGAAUGCUUACAUUCAGAACAUUUUAUGUUUCCUCGGUGAAUUUUACAUAGCGUUCUUCAUAUUCUGCUCUUUUUAUGUUUAGUGCAGAAAUUUUUAUUGUUUGUUUGGUUAUUAUUAUUCUAAUUUUUGUUAUUCAGAUUGUCAUUAUCUUUUGUAAUUCUGGUUAUGUUGGAUUACUGUAUUUUCUUACUAUUUUUUAGCUAUAUAUAUUAUACAGGUUUUCUUUGUA